Molecule: messenger RNA, 6137 nt
Organism: Dermacentor silvarum
Lineage: Eukaryota; Metazoa; Arthropoda; Arachnida; Ixodida; Ixodidae
Product: thioredoxin-related transmembrane protein 2 homolog
Exons: 2
Coding region: 183-989 (268 amino acids)
Cellular component (GO): cytoplasm
Molecular function (GO): oxidoreductase activity, acting on a sulfur group of donors, disulfide as acceptor
Source: RefSeq, a predicted model, not a curated record
UGCAGCGCGGUUCCCGUCGUUGGGCAGGUCGAACAGCGGUCGUAGCAAGCUCCUUGGACGUACUACCGUUGUCGAAAUCUCAAACGCGUCGACUGUCCUUGGCCCCGAGAGGUAAAACGAGUCUCCACAGCGUUCACAUUUGCCAUUCCUUGUGAGCUGAGAGGUACGACGGAACGAUAACCAUGGCACUCGUGACGGGUGCCGAGCUGCGGCGUCUGCUGAAUCCGUACUACCUGGUAAACCUGCUUCUGGCGGCAUGUUUCCCCGUGCUUCGGUUGGUGCGGCCGUUCUGCGAUGUGCUUUUCCCGGGCGGCGAUUGCCAGCUGGACUUUCGCGAGACCGAGAUCCUCACCUUCGUGGCCGUGGUGGUGCUCUUCCGAACGCGCAAGACGGGCGUGGUGCGCCUGCUACCUUAUCUGAGUACGGCGUGUAUGUAUGCCAAGGUGGCCGGCCUGCUCCUCUUCUUCUACUGGGACCCGCGGCUGGGCCUGGUGUACGGCGCACUGUGCCUGCUGCAGUUGCUGGUGCUACCCGAGCCGCCGGCGUACGGCGGUCCGGACCCCGUUCUGUACAUGGACGCUGAGAGCUUCAGCGAGCAAGUGCAGCGUGGCGACCGGCGCGUCACCUGGCUCGUCGCCUUCUACGCCCUGUGGAGCCCCGCCUGCGUCCAGAUGGCACCGGCCUUCGCCCAGCUGGCGGCGCGCUAUGCGCUCGACAACCUGCGCUUCGCCAAGCUGGACGUGACCCGCUUCCCCGACCUGGCGCACGAGCACCACAUCAGCACGGCCGCGCUGAGCCGCCAGCUGCCCACGGUGCUGCUCUUCAGGGGCGGUCGCGUGGUGGCGCGUCGGCCGGACGCCCAAGGCGGCAAGCUGGUGCCGUUCGCCUUCACCGAGGAGAAUAUGGCGGCCGCCUUCGACCUCAAUAACCUGCACCAGGAGUGCCGCCAGAACCCGAUCCGCAAGAAGCCGGCCGGGAAGCAGAGCUGAGCUCGCACUGUUCAACACCGAGUGGACUGCUUUGUGAAAUCAGCCACGAGACUUGCAAUUUGCCAAGUGCAAGACUGGUCAACCACUGUCUGUUCAUGAUGUUUGCAGAUUGCAGGGACACUGACUAUCAGGGCAGCAUAGAACAUCCACAGUCGUAUUAAGGUAACUUGUGUACCAUGCAUGCCAUAGAACGGAACGUGGUCUGCAACAUGCUAGUCAGUAGGCAGCAAGUUGGAAACAUAGCACAGGUUUCGGAUGCUAAAUGUGAGACGAAGGAAGCUGCUGCUUCCCGUAUGGUUUGCAGCGUCAUUUUGCACAUACAAGAUCGCAUUUGUAUUUGCUGUUUAAGGUGAGCUUGCUCUGGUCGCUCGACAAGGUACUACAAAUCGCUGGAUCAUCAACUACACCAAGGUCCAGAUUUGGAGAGAACAACUAUCAUUAGUAUUAUAACACUGAUUCCUGCUGUAAUUAAACAUAGAGGGCUGCAGGGUAUUUCAUUGUUAAUUUCCAAUAUUGGCCACCUUAGUUCAGGGAACCAGGGGAUGUACAGCAAAAUUUUGCUUGGAUUGCAUGUUUGCAAAAGCAUUAUUCUGCUCUGUAUAUCGGUGAAUACUUCUCUGUACAAAAAUGAAUUUGUUAUUGUUGCAUUUUUGUGCAUUACAUACAAGUAGAAGACGUCAAAAAGAGCUGGCAAACAGUUUAACAACUGAAAGGCUGUGGUCAUUUUGAUUGUUCUUGCAUAUGAAAAAUUACUUGCAAUCUGAUUUCUUCGAACAGUCUGGAGAACCAGGGGGUUUCAUGUAACCAAGUUUAUUGCUUCUGUAAAGGGGGUUUAUUUGGGUCGUAGAGCGGCAACGAGAAACGCAGCACCAGCAGGUAGGGCGUAGCCAGAGAGCGAACUGGGUACGAGCCACCCGAUGGCAACGGGGCUGUUCAGCAUGCCGAUCUUCUUCCUCACAAUCACCCCCCGGUAUGGAAGAGUAGCCGUCCUGGCGACCUAGGGAGAGUGCAGUGGAUCGUAGUACGGCUUGAGCCGGUCAAUGUGUAUAGUCUCUCACCCGCGACGACUGAGAUCGGAAGAUGGCAACACGGGUUCAACCACGUAAUUAACUGGUGAUGUUUGCGCAACCACGCGGUAGGGCCCGUGGUACUUGGGAAGGAGCUUUGACGAACGACCAGGAGCAGCAAUAGGCGGGACCCAAAGCCACACGAGGGAGUCGAUGGCGAAAGGGUGAGGAGGUGGUUUGAGGUCAUGACGCUGUUUUUGGCGACACUGUUGAGCAGACGUCAACGAACGAGCAAGUUGUCGGCAUUUCUCGGCGUGCUGAGCGACCGUAGCAACAGGUGAGCAGUCGGCAGGGUCCGGCCGGUACGGGAGAACCGUAUCAAUGGUGCUGGAGGGCUGGCGGCCGUAUAGCAGAAAGAAUGGUGAGAAUCCGGUAGUGGCUUGGGAGGCAGUGUUAUAUGCGUAUGUGACAAAGGGAAGUACAGCAUCCCAGUUGGAAUGGUCUGACGCCACAUGCAUUGAUAGCAUGUCACCAAGAGUUCUGUUGAGUCGUUCAGUUAAGCCAUUCAUCUGUGGGUGAUACGCGGUAGUUGUGCGGUGAAUAAUUUGGCAUUCCGAUAGGAGUGCCUGCAGCACGUCCAAGAGGAAUACGCGACCCCGAUCGCUCAGCAGUUCACGAGGUGCGCCAUGGCGGAGAACAAAGUUGUGUAGAAUGAACGAGGCGACGUCUUUUGCUGAUGCAGCAGCAGCACCUGGAAGGCGUCGUCUUCAAUGCCCUUUAAGAUGUGCCUGAUCUUCUCAGCAUCAGCUAUUGCGGCGUCAACGCGGUUACAGAGGUCGACAACAUCUUCUAUGUAACUGGUAAAUGUCUCCCCGCUCUGUUGUGCACGACCGCGCAAACGUUGCUCGGCGCGAAGCUUGCGAACGGCGGGGCGCCCGAAUACCUCCGUUACGCUAGCUUUGAAGGCCACCCACGUCAUGAGAUCACGUUCCUGGUUUCGGUGCCACACGCUGGCGACACCGCUCAAGUAAAACGAUACGUAAUUCCGCUUUUGGGUGUCAUCCCAGUGGUUGUGGGUGCUCACCUGGUCGUAUCCAGCGAGCCAGUCUUCAACGUCAUGAUUUUCUGUACCACUGAAGAUGAGUGGGUCGCGUUGACGUAACGGGCCAGGGCAGACCAAGGUAGGCACCGAGGCAGCGGGUUGUGGUGGUCCUUCUUCCGGCAUAAUGAAGACAGGCUGUAGUGUCCGGUUGCGAAGUUCCAGAUUUCCGGUCGUACCCCGCACCUCCACCAAUUGUAAAGGGGGUUUAUUUGGGUCAUAGAGUGGCAGCGAGAAACGCAGCACCAGCAGGUAGGGCGUAGCCAGAGAGCGAACUGGGUACAAGCCACACGAUGGCAACGGGGCUGUUCAGUGUGCCGAUCUUCCUCGCACUUCCUAGUCUAAAAGAAUGUCCAGCUGAGUAAUAUUUUUUAGCAUAAAAUGCUCCUUUGCUCCUCUCCAACCAGUUUUUGACUGGGAGUCCGCAAUCCAAUGAAGCUAGCAUGAAAUACACUGAAAGUCUUUUUUAAUACAACACAAGUUGCAAAACAAGAGUGAAAGAAAGCUUUUGCUUUUCUGGUUGGAGGUGGAAUGAAACCCUGGCCCUGUUGAGCAGCUGUAGGUAAUAGCCCGAAGUCCUAGUGACUGAGCUUAUUGGCCAGGUGCAUGCAACUAUGCUUUGCUUGUCAUGUGGGACAAAUGCAAACACUGGCUCGGAAGAAUAGUUGCUCAUGCAUGUCGUACAGGCAAGAGCAAAUAGAAGCAAAAAGGAGUGCAAGGGAGAACGUUGCCACAUCAACGAUAAACUGAAGUGGCCCUGAGCCAAAAUGGCACCCAUCAUAGCAUUCUCUCCAACAAGAUCCCCCACAUUUCCUGCAUUGUCACAGUGACCACAGAAGAGAUGUCGUACCGAGAUUGCUUGUGUUGAUGCACUGGCAUGGGGUGUGUGGCAGCAGUCUUGACUGUAUUCAGUGUACUCCCAGUGCUGAAAACCUCGUACGGGAUUAAGAGAACUGUUUAUUGGGUCAGCUUGUGCCCCAGAGGCAAAGCAACACUUGAGUGACAACAGCAGUGGCGAGCACAGCCAGUGAUUCGUCAAAUUGUAUUGUACUACGCAAGAAUUUGUCUGUUACACACAUCCUCAUAAUACAUUCCAUAGCACUUGGUGGUUGUUGCACAGAUUCGAAUUAGGAUAGUGAGUUGGUAUAAGCUCAUGGCGUGAACUCAGCAUAAAGCACCGAAGUGCUUUGCAUUUGUGCUUGUACGUCUUUCUGAUAACCACACACGUCUUCCUGCACUUCGGUACUUCGGGCUGCAUUCACGGCUUACGCAUGCACUACACUAUUUGCAUUGCACGUACGAUCAGAUUAGACAGGCCUGUCCAACUGUUGAAUUAACACCAACUUUCACAGUUUUCUUUCACAGUAUGUCUUGUGUGAAAGCGAUAAUGUAAUCCUUAUAAUUCUGUUAGAGAAAUUACCAGCAAAAAAUAAAACAAUGCAAGCCUGUUUCACUCAUGCCUUGUGCGCCGCAUACAUGCAAACAAUAUAUGAUCUGAUCAAGAAAGGAAUGCUGGGCAAGUUGGAAUAUGGUUCUUGAAGCAGUGUUCACUCGGGGGAUUUCUCCCGGGGAUAAUGGUGGGGCCGUCCAUCCUGUUUCUGGCGAGCCUCCUCUCCCUCCCCCACGAGCACCAAAGUCAUGCACCGUCGCCGAGCAGAUGCUUGCGCGAAGGCAUCUCCCUCCCCUGGGUAGGGGAGCAUUUGUAGCUCUGAGGGGCCGUGCCACCUGACCAAGGCGGGAUUUAGUGGUCACACGGUGCACUCCUUGCAGCGUGGAGGCGGCUUUCUCCCUCACGUGAAUACCUCAUAAUGUACAGUGCAGAAAAGACACACAAGCCUAUGCUGCUGCACUCUGUCCUGUCUCUCUGUGUUUUCCUGCAUGUAUAUGUGCUGUAACAGUACGAAAAAUGCAUCACCAACCAGCCCGCCAGUAAACAUUACUGCAGCUAUGUGUAAUAUUCAAAACAUUGUAGUGUAUUGUGAGUUGUCACCGGGGCUGCUUGCACCAGUAGCGCACCCAGGAUCUCUGCCAGGGGGGGGUUGACAGUUUGCCAAUACCAUCUAAACAGCACUAAUUUCAAUUUCUUCACGGGAAAUUGUCAAAAAAUGUGCUUUUUUCGAAUGUGCAGACGAUUGCGCAUCUUACAUCUUAGUUGCAGUACUCAAAUGCGCAAGGAAAGAAAAGGGGUUAAACAAAAGGGGGGGUUAAGUCGGCCUCGGGGGGGGGGGGGGGGUUACAACCCCCCCCCCCCCGUUGGUGUGCCACUGGCUCACCCAGUGGAGUGUGAAUCUGCUUUUUGAACUGUGGGUGUCCAGUUUAGAUUUUUUUUCUCCAUAUUAGUGUAUUAUGAUGUCUCUUGCAGAAGCUGCUAAAUGGCUGUAAUUUGCUGCUUACCAUUUUGCACUUAAUGCAACCUUGACCUGAUCAAAAAAGCACCAGCAGCUGUGCCUCAACGGAGAAAAAAAAGAAAAUGGCAUUUGCCAAAUGCUCACGUGCUCAAGCUGGCUUGACAGCCAGUCUAGUAAUGGGGCUCUUGUUUGAUGUUCAUCAAUUUUUUUCCUGCCAGAUAGCUGAAUAAACUCAGUGCAGUCAUUACUGCACAGUGUUCCAAAGUAUGUUUGUUCCGGGGCAGGUGGUUUUGUUGUAAGACCUGGAGUGCAGGCUGCAUAAAUUAAUUUUAGAGACAGUGAAAACAAGAGAUAUAAUAUUUGUGCCUGCCUCGCACUGUCUUUUUUAUGGAUGGUUUGUGCCCUUUCUUGAAGACCAACCUGCAAACUUUGCCAACCAUGUAUUAGAUCACUUUGUUCUAGCAAAUCAUCUCUGGGCUGGGAUAAUGUAAUAAGCCCAUUCUAAUUGUUUUUCACUUCACGCUGUGUCAUUAGUCCUCCUGCGUUAUGACCAGGAUUGGUCACUCAUGAGCAGUGUAUAAAAAAGGAAUAGAAGUGAGCAAAAAGAACCAUUACAUUGUGGAAACAAUGGCCUUUAGACUGUGCUCUAGCUGUAGCUGUGCAAUUUUCUUUUUAAUAAAAAGUCUGAGCAUGA